GCACACGAACGUUGAGUAACACUUGGCUCGUCGGAGCCGCACGUUUAAGAAUAGAAGUCGUAUGCGCGUGGUUGCCUCGUCUAUAAUACGUGCUCGCUCUUUCUUCACCUUGCGUGCUUUACGUGUAGUCCGUUACCGAUCGAGCCAAAGAAGCAAGUGAAAAAAUACGGUCCGGUGCUCGGGAACCGUACCUAACAGUUCUUUUGUUUCUAACCACGUUACAAUGCUCAUGUACCUGAUAAUAUUUGGGGCAUUGGUCAGUACGACCAUAGCCCACGAACCAUUCAUCGUGCAAUUCCAAUGGAAUUAUCUAAACUACACUUGGCCUUCGGAGGAAGCGUAUCUUAAAGCUGACAAGGAUGAGUCUUAUGUGGAGAAAAAUAAUAUUAUCACAGGAAUUAAGCUGUGGAAGGACAAAAUGUAUUUAACAAUACCUCGAUACAGAAAUGGAGUUCCUGUCACCUUAGCUGUGACUUCUUCCACACCAAUUAAUGGGCAAACGGCCCCAAAACUGGAGCCCUACCCUAACUGGGACAUGCAACGCAUAGGUGAUUGCAGUGCCUUCCAGUUUGUUCAAAGCAUUGAGAUCGACCCAAAAGGCAGAAUGUGGGUACUGGACACCGGCAGAAGUACCACUAUGACCUUCAACAUGAACACGAGUUGUUCACCAAGACUUGUCAUCCUCGAUAUAAAAAAUAGAGGCUCGGUACUGCGUAGCUAUCCGUUCCCGAUAGAAGUUGCUCAUCCCGAAUCCGCCUUCUUAAAUGAUAUUGUGAUCGAUCAUGAGGAUGGUGGCAUAGCUUAUAUAGUUGAUUCUGACGAUAAAAAUCCAGGUAUUAUAGUCUUCUCACUGCAAAAUAAUACAUCCUGGAAAGUGAGUCACGAAUCCAUGAAGGCCAAGCCCGAUGCAAUCGGUUUCAUCAUCGAGCAGACUCGUGUAACUCAAUCUACACCUAUCAAUGGUAUUGCUCUAUCGCCGGCAAAUACUAGUGGAGAUCGAACCCUGUACUACACUCCAUUGUCCUCUUUUAAUAUAUUCGCAGUGCCGACGAAAGUUCUGAAAAGCGAAAGCUUGCGCGAUAACAUUGGACAGUAUAUACGCGUUUUAGGUAGAAAACCCUCACAAACCGAUGGUAUGAUGAUGUCCAACACUGGCAUUCUAUAUUUUGGUCUUCUCGCCGAUGAUGCAGUCUCUAUGUGGGACUCGAAAAAUCCAUCCUUUGUCACUGGACAGCGCAUAAUUUCCAGAGACCAUCACCUGAUGCAGUGGCCUACAUCGUUUGCUUUCGACGAAAGAGAUCAACUCUGGUGCAUCACCAAUAGACUGCACACUUUCCUUGACAACUCACUCAAUAUUGAAAAACCCAACUUCAGGGCUAUCAUGGCUAGAGUAAACAUGAAAAGCUAUCAAUAUUUUGAAAAUGGAAGCUCGCCUGAGUUACCAACCAUUACAGCUGGGGUCAACUCCUUUUCCUCUCACAAAGAACUCACCAUUGCUAGUCUUCUGACUCUCCUCAUGGUCUUUAUCAUGCACUAGGCUCAGUUUCUUAAAUGUUCCUUUAUGUUCAUAAACUCGUGAGGAUUGUGCUACAUUGUUUCGUUGAAUGCGAGUCAAAA
This is a messenger RNA of Ceratosolen solmsi marchali, 1617 nucleotides long. Its product is annotated as protein yellow. Lineage: Eukaryota; Metazoa; Arthropoda; Insecta; Hymenoptera; Agaonidae. The transcript has a single exon. Bases 224 to 1537 code for a protein of 437 amino acids. The record is from RefSeq and is a predicted model, not a curated record. Gene Ontology annotation, cellular component: extracellular region.